CGUGCACUUUAUGACUUCAGUUGGGAAGUUGUCACCCACCGGUGUGGUGUUAUUGCUCCGGGAAUACUCGCCUAUAAAUACAUAUGUACAUAUAUGCAUACUGACAUACCGACAUCUAUGAAUAAUACGUGCAUAUGUAUGUAGUUACCUUCUAUUGUGCUAGCUGACGUUUAGGUGUUACUGAUCACUUUCACGCGUGACGAUCGUUGGUGUGAAUUUUAGUUUGUCACAAGAUUUCGCGCAGUAAAAUUCGUAAUUGGUUUAGCUGCUGUGUAACGGUUGAUAAGACGCUGAUUUGCAAUAGAUCGAAAUAGUAAUGAAAGUGUUUUUGGUGUUGGCUGUGUUUUGUGUGCUUUACCAAGCAACUGCUGGCUCUCGGUUUGGCUACUCGGAACCGAAUCAGCGUCGAUGGGCUCGACAUCAUGGACAUUGCGCCGGCAAAACGCAGUCACCAAUCGCUGUACACUCGUCCAAAGCUAUCCCAUUGAAUAUGCCAGCGAUUGAUAUGAUUGGCUAUCAUAAUUUGCUGCCGAAUCCAUUGCUUAUGGUCAACAAUGGGCAUACUGUUGCCAUCAAUAUACCCAAGCUGAGUGAGGAGGAGAAGGAGAGUGGCGAUUUUAUGCCGUACGUACGUGGCGGUAAGCUGCCGGGUGAUUUCGAAGUGGAGAGUGUCCACUUUCACUGGGGCGAUAAGAACAAUCGUGGGGCUGAGCAUGUGAUCAACGACAUCCGUUAUACGAUGGAAAUGCAUAUUGUGCAUCGCAACAAGAAAUAUGCGACACUUGCCGAUGCGCUGGAAUUCACUGAUGGCGCUGCUGUAUUGGGAUUCUUUUUCAAUUUGGACGAAGAUGAAGGUGCGGGUUUGACAACAAUAUGCCGGCAUUUGAAUCUAAUACCGGAUGCGAAUGAUGCUGUCAAUUUAACAGUUACCUUCUCACUAUCCGCGUUGAUUGCUAAUGUAGAUUUGGAUAAAUUUUAUACAUACAAAGGUUCACUUACAACCCCACCCUGCUCGGAGGCCAUUACAUGGGUGCUCUAUCCCGAUCCCAUACCCAUUUCUCCCAAACAGAUUGCCCGCUUCCGUCAGUUGCAAGAUACGCAGGAUGGCGCGCUGGUUGAUAAUUUCCGUCAAUUGCAGCCGAUUGGUAACCGUCGCAUUUUUAUGCGCAACGGUAAUACGAGACAUACGCAUGUGGAAGCUUUGAAGAAGGAGCUGGACUAUAAGAAAUGGGAUUGGUAUAAUUGAUUUGGCAGCUGGAAUUGAAUUGGAAAGUCUCACAGUGCUUGUACUCGUGCAAUAACAAGCGGCCAUUUGCUUUUGCAAUCGAUUCUUAGUUAAAUAAAUGUUUAAUUUAUUAUUUAAUAUACUUACAUAUGUACUUAAGUAAUUGCAUUGUUGUAAUUCUAGUGCGCUUGGCAUGUACAUUUACUUAUUGCGUACAUAUCAAUAGUCGUACUCUCUCCUAACGGACAGCUCUCUUAAGCGGACACCUCUCAUAUGCGGACUCUUUUUUGUGUACUUACCACAAACUCUUUUAUCUUGAGGGGAGAACCUUUUCAUAACACAUUAAUGCUCCUAUGACGUAUUACGAACGUUUUUUUACACUUUCUCAUAAGCGGACACUUUUUUCAGUCCCGCUUAAAAGAGAGUAUAUGGUCUGUAUAUGUUUACAUGCAUUGAAGUUGCUGUAUGUGGAGUUAUAUAAUUUAUAUUAUGCAUGUCUGUGUUUAUGUAUUUAUAUCCAAGUUUGUGAAAUAAAUUAAUUCAACAUUGAAGUAAAA
Molecule: messenger RNA, 1782 nt
Organism: Anastrepha ludens (Mexican fruit fly)
Lineage: Eukaryota; Metazoa; Arthropoda; Insecta; Diptera; Tephritidae
Gene: CAH9
Product: carbonic anhydrase 15
Exons: 7
Coding region: 317-1246 (309 amino acids)
Cellular component (GO): cytoplasm
Molecular function (GO): carbonate dehydratase activity; zinc ion binding
Source: RefSeq, a predicted model, not a curated record